Molecule: messenger RNA, 2100 nt
Organism: Mytilus californianus (California mussel)
Lineage: Eukaryota; Metazoa; Mollusca; Bivalvia; Mytilida; Mytilidae
Product: dephospho-CoA kinase domain-containing protein-like
Exons: 4
Coding region: 24-719 (231 amino acids)
Biological process (GO): coenzyme A biosynthetic process
Molecular function (GO): dephospho-CoA kinase activity; ATP binding
Source: RefSeq, a predicted model, not a curated record
AAGAGUCAACUUCGAUUGCAGUCAUGUUUUUAGUUGGACUUACAGGUGGAAUUGCAACAGGAAAAAGCACAGUUUCUAAGAUUUUAUCAGAAGAAUGUGGUUGUCUGAUUUUAGAUGCAGAUUUAAUAGCAAGAGAAGGUGAUAAAAUUGUACUCCCAGGAACAAAAGCUUGGAAAAUAAUUCGGAAACAGUUUGGAGAUGAAGUCAUUCAUGACAAUGGUGAACUUGAUCGAGAAAAAUUAGGACAAAUAAUUUUUGCUGAUGCAUCUAAAAGAAGACUUCUGAACUCUAUAACUCACCCAGAAAUAUACAAGUCUAUGAUAUGGAAAAUACUGAAAGCUUUUGUAAGAGGAAGACAAUUUGUGAUACUAGAUCUACCAUUAUUGUUUGAGACAGGGAAGUUAGUCCCAUAUGCUUCCUACAUUGUUGUUGUAUCAUGCUCAGAGGAACAACAAAUAGAAAGACUAAUGAAGAGGAACACCUUAUCUGAGAAAGAAGCUGAUCAAAGAAUUAGCUCUCAAAUGUCAUUGGCUGAGAAACGCAGACAAGCAACAUACAUUAUUGACAAUAAUGCUGAUAUUGAAUAUACAAGGCAACAAGUCAAAAAUAUUCAUCAGAAAUUAAAAGAGAGCUACUUUCAUUGGAAAAUAAGAAUUUUAAUCUCUUUUGGUUUUUUGUCAGUAUUUGGAUUAUUUAACUAUAUAUUAAAACUGUUUUAAUUGAACAAGUCAAGAAUUUACAUAUUUUUAUGAUAUUUAUUCAUAGAGAACUACUUUUUUUUUAAUUUGGGGUAAUUGCAAUUUUAAAUAAGAAAAUAUUAAUUCCUUUGAACUGGACCAAAAGUAUAGUAAAUUUCCUUGUGAAAAUUGAUGCCUGAAAUUUCUUCGGGGGAGGGGGGGGGGGGGCACUUCCUAUAUACAAGGUGAUAGGAUGUGCCGCUGGAAUAGGUCACUUUUUCAAGCUUGAAAAUAUGUGAAUAGGUCGAUAAAACUAUCAGAAAUAUAUGAUAAGGUCAAUAAAGUUCCCAUAACUUCAUCGUCUGUCAUCUUUCUUGGUGUUUUCCGGUUGUGUUUUUAUCAACCAAUUUCCUCUCUUUUGACACUUUGGUAUUCCACUCUUACAGUACACACCACGAAACCCAAACAAUAUGGGAAAGGGUAACAUUUUUACCUACGCAAUAUAUGAAAAGGGAUACAUUUUUAAAAUCUAAAUUAUAUGAAAAGGGUGGGGUAACAGAACCCCCCAGCGGCACCCCUAUCAAUUAAGUAUUGAAGUAUGUGCCCCCCCCCCCUCCGAGGAAAUUUUUUAUAAGUAUAUACUUGGAGUUCAUAGUAAAUCAUCUAAGUUAGCAGUUCACAGGGAACUUGGUGUACUGCACUAUACAUAUUGAUAUUAUUUGUUCAGUUAUUAUUUUUUUUUCUGUACAAUCAAAGACAAGAAUGAGUGUCAUUUGUAAAGUCAAACUCUUACAGAUAGCAUUUAAUUUUAUAUCCACUAGAAUGGUAUACAAACAUGGUAUUCUUCUAUUGUUUUUGUUGCAAAACAGUUGAAUGUUGAUAUUAACAAGCAUUCUGAGAGUAUUGCAUGGCAAUACAUAGUCCCCUACUGGUUAAAAAUUCAUUAUACUGGAACAAAAUGCUAACUUGUUCUAUAACUUAUCAUGGUGUAAACAAAUAGAAAAUAUCAAGUCAAUAUCUUCAAGCAUGACUAAAAACAGUGUGGAAAACUGAAUAAAUGAGAGAAUUUUUUCAAGUCCAAGGACCAUAACUCUGCACAAAAUUAUCAGACUGAAACAAAAAUUUGAACUUGAUCUGUAACUUGUCAUGAUAAAACUAUAUACCAAUUGUCAAUCAAUAUCUUCAAGCAUGAUGAAAAAAAGUGUGGAAAACCUAUAAUACUCUCACAUUAGAUAUGAUGUAUAAUACAAUGUAUAUCUAUUUUCGAAUUACAAUCAAAUAUAAUUAAUAGUUCAUAUUUUUUUCUUUCAUUUGUCACAAACUAAUAUAGAUUUGUAACUUAUCUAUAAAAUGUCAACAACUAUUAGCUACACAAUGUAAUGUAAUGAAAUGUAUACUUUAAUAAAAAUAGAUUAUUAUCUAA